Molecule: messenger RNA, 1409 nt
Organism: Macroventuria anomochaeta
Lineage: Eukaryota; Fungi; Ascomycota; Dothideomycetes; Pleosporales; Didymellaceae
Exons: 2
Coding region: 102-1286 (394 amino acids)
Source: RefSeq, a predicted model, not a curated record
AGCAAUUUUGAGCCUCACUUUGGCAUACUCUGGAUGACGAGGAUAAAUGUUGGUGUCCGGCAUCUAGAGUCAGUCCACCCAGGAGGAAGCCAACGUUCACUAUGUCGGUCAGCGACAACUCUACGGUGGCCGUGCCACACGAUGAAGAUAUCGUAUACGAAUUUCCACGUGAAGAGAAGCCUGAAUUUGAUCGAACAAGUAAUGUCGCACUCAACAAAUCACCUUAUGUCGAGUCCGAAAUCAUUCCACUAGAUGCAGGAAGCUCUGCAACCCGCUUUUUGGUUCACAGCUGCAUGCUACGGAAGAGUACUCCACUUUUUGCUCUGGCCUCGAACGGCCAGCCUGUGUCUCUACCAAAGCUCGAUGAAUCGGCUGCACAUACACUUGUCCAUUUCCUUUACGCGGGGACCUUCCAGAUACGAUUUCACCCUGCACCUAGUGAUGGCAAGGUCGCUUACGAGCGUUUCAAGCUUGCAACCUGCGUUUACUGCGCUGCCAUUCGCUAUCAACUACACGGCCUUGCAAAGCUCUCGAAAGAGAAGGUGUCUGUUGAAGGUGAUUACAUACCCAUCUUUGACGUUCUGCAAGUCGCGCGAGAUCAUGCAUUCCCUUUGCUCCCCGAAACCGAUGUGUGGUACUCUGGGUACCUCGAAGAUGUCAUACAAACGGCGAUGGCGAAGGACCCCGAGCCCUUCAGAAGACCGGACUUCAUCACCAAGGUUGAAGGAAACAGUCGCCUGCUGCAAAUCGUUUGGAAGACUGUCAUGAGCAGCUAUACAGCCGUACCUCCAUCCUCUACUAGGCCACCUCAGGAUAGCGGCGCCGAGACCCCACUGGCUGAGAGCUUGCUUACUGAGAGCGAAGUGCCCACCCAAGAUAGCCUGCAUCAGCUUCCUUCACCAACUGAAUCUGUCGUGGACAGUCCGUCAAACUCGAAAGAAGCAGACGACCUGAACGAGCCAGAAACUCUAGACCUGGGCCCAUCGACUGCAGCAAACCUUGAGAUUCAACCUCAAGCUAAAUCUAGGGAGAAUGAUCCGAAUGCUCAAAGUGAUACUGCCUCAAAUGAUGACUUCGGUCUCCCAGCCAUUGAGCCUAUCAUCGAACAGCCCGAAGUCCUGAAGACCGUCGACAUACCACCGAACGAGGUCAAGGAAUCCGAGCACGUGCGAGCCGACUCAGUCGUGGAAGAAGAUGCUGUACCAGCCGUCAACAACAGCAAUCCCGACACAGCGAAGAAGAACAAGAAGAAAGGCAAGAAAAGGCAUUCGUCUAUUGUCUUCUAACUACACACACUCAUAAGCAUGCCUGCAUGUCCGUCGCUUUGCUGUAGUGAAUACAUAUCUUGCGUCAUCUCAAUCUAUGUAGCGCAUUCCAUCCUUCUCCGUACCCUGGAUUUUCAACUAAGC